AUGGAGAUCGAUAAUGCAUUCGCAAAAGUCUUCCAAGCUUUCAUGGCCAUCCCCAAUGCGAAGAGCCAGUUCAGCCUCGACAAACCGAUUCCGCCCGGAGUCUUGCUCAAGUAUCCGACUGUCGCCAAAGUAAUCUUCAGCAAUGAACCUGGCUGUGCCGUCAACUAUCGAGCUAUUGUGGAGAAAAUCAAGGUUCUUGAACCUCACUUCAAGGUCACAUCUUGUGGUCCUCCGCUCAUGGAAUAUUUCGCUGUGCUCCGCAAGAAACGCAACAAGUGGGCCGUCGCUUUCGCCAAUUACCAGUCUCACAUGAUCUUGACCUUUCUUGUCGAACAAAAACUCUAUGGUUGCCCUUUGAAUGCAAGUCAGCGUGCCGCAUUCCCCGACGGACCCAGAGCUGUGCUCAGUGAGAGCUUAGCAGCUGCUUGGCAGGAACUCUCCGACAUCAAAAAGAGCCGCGAGUUUGUGCAAAAUGUUCGGAUCCUCGAAGAAUGCGUCAAGCAGCACAAGAUUUAUCUCCAGCGCAAGGCGGCGGCGCAGAAGCAGAGACAAGCUUUAGUGAAGAAGAAGCAAGCAGAGGCCCGAAAGGCGAAAAAGGCAGCACUGGCGUCUUCAGCAGUGUCUCACCAGCAGCGACCCAGUGCUGUGCAGUCAACCUUCAACCCAGACUUGCCAGACUUUGCUCAAUUCAUCAGUAGCUUUACAUCACCUACUCCUCCACCUGUGGCUGCAUCGUCGAACAAGAAGCCUCAAAAAGUCACCACAAACAUUUCCCAAGCCACCAAGACAGCCAACUCCAUCAAUGCCACUGUUGAGAACAAGUCUGCUAAGCGAAACGGCGCACGUGCUGCUGCCGCUGAAGCUCAACCAAUUACUAUGGCUGCGACUAGUACGAACAUGACCACUCAACCUCCAGCGAACUCUAUGGCUCAGACGAGCCUGGGUGUGAUCGCCCCAACUUCAGCAAAUAGUGCAGCCCCAAACAAUAUGAUGAUGAUGGGUCCAACUCCAGCAGUUCGCAUUGACAAACCUACUUCAACCAGGAUCACCCGGCUGACUCGCAAUCCCGGCACUACAGAGGAGUGGAUGAUGGAAGAACCACUAUUCCCAUACUUUGUCAGCAUCUACGGUUACCCUCCUCCCAACUGCUUUGUUGGGCCCCUACCUGGGUCUCAUGGAGAACAUAAGGUCUACAUUGAGCAUCAGCCGAAAUACUCUCCAGAAGAACUCGAAAAGUACAAGCAAAUGGGAACAAAGCCACCUCCCGCGCGCUACGUAACGCUUCACGAGAAAAAAGUCACCCACCAGACUCCAGUCACAUCGCAAAUGCCUAACACCACCCAUUCGAAUGCCAUCAUCAAUAUGAACGAUCCUACGGCAUGUACCGUCACUGCGAUUAACCACGACGGUUCCGACAAGGAAGUUGAGCCUCCUGGCCUUGGCCAUGCUUCAUCUACGAGCAAUGCAGCCUCGGCUCCUGAAGAGGUUACUGAGCAGUCUUCAACUGAGCCAGGGAUCAAUAACGAGGCCGAUGUCGAGCUUGAGAAGGCAAUUCGCGCCGAGAUUGGAUCGGCAAACCCGGACUCUGCAGCUUCGACCAACAGUCUACCCUCGACCAUGCCAGGCAGCAUCGAACAAGCUCAAGCAACCGUAGAGCAGAACACUUCGACCGCUCUGGAGGUGAGCCAAGAUGUGGCCAGCAAUGAAACGGGAGCUUCGCUGUCUGCCUGCCCACCUGCAUCCAACUCGCCUACUCUCACCAGCAGUAACUCCACCGAGCGGACUCUUGCUGAAGCAGACCCUUCCGGGUUCAUGUCCUUUGAAGAAUUCACAGAGCGUUUCAACAAUGGCGAGUUUCAGGAUGAGUUACCUGCCUAUGACCCCACCCUCGAUAUUACUUUCGAUGCUACCCUUAAUCCUACACUCGAUCACACCCUUAAUCCCACAAUCGAUCCCACCUUCAAUCCCACCCUUAAUCCCACACUCGGUCCCACAUUCGAUCCCACCCUUAAUUCUACCUUGGAGCCGUGCAAGCAGUCUCAGGACCUGGGCAUGGACAUGGGUUGGCAGGGCUGGGAUGGCGAGAUCGCUCUACCUCCGCUUGGUUCUACUCCGGAUGUCGAUGGCUUCGAGGAGAAUCAGUACUUUAACGAGUUGUUUGGAAGGGGUGCUUAUGACAACUAG
Endocarpon pusillum Z07020 is the source of this 2184-nucleotide messenger RNA. RefSeq lists its product as uncharacterized. The record is from RefSeq and is a predicted model, not a curated record. NCBI's taxonomy places the organism in Eukaryota, Fungi, Ascomycota, Eurotiomycetes, Verrucariales, Verrucariaceae. Bases 1 to 2184 code for a protein of 727 amino acids. The transcript has a single exon.